UGUUGUUGUCGCCCUCAGUCUAGCGGCAAACAGAGGAGUGGAGUCGCUUCUCCGGCGGAUGAAUGGCAAUGACGGCGGUGAGAGCGGCGGCCUCGGCAGCGGGAGGCCCGGCCUCUUUGUCCCGCUUCAGAGGGGCUCUGGUAGCGGCUGUGCUCGGAGACUGCGUCGGUGGAGAGUUUGAAGGAGCGGAGGAGGUUCCGAUGGAGAGCGUGCUGCAGCAUCUCAGCGGCCUGGAAGAUGAAACCAAAGGGAACUGCAUCCUUGAAUACAGCGACGACACGGCGAUGACGCGUUGUGUGGUCCAGUCUCUUCUGAACCGGUCGGGGUUUGAUGAGCAGGACUUGGCCCGCAGGUUUGCGAAGGAGUACAGCGCCUCGCCGGGCCGUGGUUAUGGUUCUGGAGUGAUCCAGGUGUUGAAGAAGCUUGCCUCCCCUCAGCUCGCCGACGUCUUCCAACCAGCGAGGGAUCAGUUCAACGGUCGGGGCUCAUUUGGAAACGGCGGGGCGAUGAGAGCCGCCCCCUUCGCCUUGGCUUUUCCUGACUUGGUUGAAGUUAAACGGUUUGCUCGUCUGGGUGCCAUGCUCACACACUCCUGCUCUCUGGGUUACAAUGGAGCUGUCCUGCAAGCGCUGGCCGUUCAUCUCUCACUGCAGGGAGCGCUAAAUGUACCUCGGCAGUUCAUAAGCAAGCUGAUCUCUGAGAUGGAAGAAGUGGAGGGUGAGGAGGAGGCACUUCGUGAUGCCAGAAUACUAAAAGAAGCAGAAAAGCCAUUCUGUGAGCGUCUCCACAAAGUCAGAGACCUGAUGGACAGAAGUAAAGUCAGUAUAGAGGAAGUCAUCUCUGAACUCGGAAAUGGCAUUGCAGCGCUACACUCUGUCCCCACUGCUAUCUUCUGUGUCCUCCACUGCCUUCAGCCAAAGGAUUACCUUCCAGAGAAAUAUGGUGGCCUGGAGAGGACAAUAGCAUACAGUUUGGCCCUGGGAGGUGACACAGACACCAUAGCAUGCAUGGCCGGGGCCAUCGCCGGGGCCCACUAUGGCAUCGAGGCCGUUCCUCAGUCGUGGAUGAGGUGCUGUGAAGGAGCGGAGGACGCUGACGUGAAUGCAGAACGGCUUCACUCCCUUUAUCACCAGACAACACAAGGGGACAGAGGUGAGACACGGAGAGAGAGCGGUGAGGACAAUUUGGAGUCAAACAGAUCAAAGAAGAAAAGCAGAGAGGACUGAUGUCAGAAAAGACAACUUCAUUGUGUUUGGAUCCAGCCAGUGUUAAGAACUGUUAAGUUGGCGUAGAAAAGUGCUUGUUCUUAAACCUUUCACUUGUUUUUUUUUAUUUUCAAGUGACUAAGCACAAAUGCAAAUCAAGGUUGCAUAUAAGCUGGAAAAUGGUUAUUGUAAACUCAUUUGUCCUGAUCAUAUUCUCUUUAUUAAUUGGUUAUUAAACAUUUUCAAAUUCCA
Messenger RNA from Cyprinodon tularosa, 1457 nucleotides. It is a transcript of the gene adprs, whose product is annotated as ADP-ribosylserine hydrolase. Bases 63 to 1226 code for a protein of 387 amino acids. The transcript is spliced from 6 exons. NCBI's taxonomy places the organism in Eukaryota, Metazoa, Chordata, Actinopteri, Cyprinodontiformes, Cyprinodontidae. Gene Ontology annotation, cellular component: nucleus; mitochondrion. The record is from RefSeq and is a predicted model, not a curated record.